Messenger RNA from Penaeus vannamei (Pacific white shrimp), 2694 nucleotides. The record is from RefSeq and is a predicted model, not a curated record. Lineage: Eukaryota; Metazoa; Arthropoda; Malacostraca; Decapoda; Penaeidae.
GACGACGGCGACAAGAGGAGCAGGAGGAGGCGGACCCCCCGCCCGGGGCUGCCUCCAUCAGCACCCCAGUUCUGGUCCACUCCACCAGCCACUUGCUGAGUCCUUUGGUAAGUGGGGUCGGAGGGGCCUCCAGACACCCCCGUGGCGGCGGCUCCGUCAGCACCCCCGUCCUGCAGCUCGCCUCGGCCACGCGGAGGGGCGGCCAUGACGGCGCUGGCGCCAGGUCGCCGCCCUCGACCGCCGUGUCGAUGCACGCCGGCUCGAGGGACAGCCACCUGCUCCCUGGCAACUCGUACUUCUUCCAGCGCGACGCCGGCGUUCGCCACAGCGUCAGCAGCAGCAACAGAAGCACCAUCAGUCAGAACAGCUGCAACUCCGUGUCCUUCACGCCAGACAAGCCUCCGCGGCCCACCAGCGGUAGGAGAGCCGACUUCAUCUCGAGAGGCAGCGUAGCGCCCACGCCCACAGGGAAGGACGUCGCUAAGACGAACCAGAAGAACUCAGGGUUAAGGAGCUUCAGCCAGAGCACCAGGAACUUCCUGAGGGGCGGCGGCGGCACCUCGGACACCUCGGGCACCCCCGUCCUCAAGCGCAGCCAGAGCGUGAAGGCGGGCAGUGGCUUCUGCCGGCCGCAGGGCACUGCGCGAGGCGACGUCCGCGAGAGCCAGUCCGUGACCUCGAAUCAUCCCGCUGACAGGAGGAGCCAGCGGCAGGAUGCGACCAACGCCUACGGAAUUAUCAACGGCAUGAAACAACCCACCGCGAAGGAGAGUCCGACGACGCCCUUCCACUUCUUCAGGCGCUCCAGUGUCAGGGACUCUCAGCGGACGCCUUCUGAACGCAGUAGUAUUCGGUCCAAGACGAAUUCAGGGCCAUCACACAUUCCCGAACCUUCGUGGAGGAGCAGGGGGACGCCGUCGACCCCUGGAAGGAGCAGCGGCGACUCGGCCAGACCGCAAAGCAUCGACGAAGGCACCGUGAGCAGGUCAUGGCGGAGGCAGUCAGCGGAGUCGCGGCAGGCGCUGCAGAGGAACCAUUCGACCAGAGUUCUUAGGGAUGCGAAUAGCCAACCUGGAGGACAAGGUUCCCGUGGCCAGACGAGGGCAGGGUCUGGCCCCUCGGAGUUGCAGUACGCACGGAUCCAGACUGGCGGUGACAAGGGCGCGGGGAAACAAAAGACGAAGCUCCUCCAGCAGUGCAAGUGUGGCAUGAAUAGUUACUGUGAUCAGUGUAGAAGUAGCAUGAAGGCGAGCAAAGAAGAGGUGAGCAAAUGUCCCAGUGCAACAAGCAAGGAAAAUUCUUUUGCCAGAAACAGUGUUCGACGAGCGAGUGCGAGUCAGAGAGUGCAGACGGAGAAACCGAAGGAGGGAGCGCAGCCGGCGAGCGCCGCCCUCGAGAGGAGGCCGUCCGUGCGCAAGGCUGUCGAGACCUACGAGCAGUUGCAGUCGGUGCGACGCGAGCGGGACCGACUGCAAAACCGUCCGACGGCCUUGUACAUCCCCGUGGACAGGGAGCAGGACGCGGAGGACGACACCGGCCGGAAGGACAUCAAGGAGUACCUCCUGGAGUACGACGAGCCAGGGAGACCCAUAUCUGUGGCCAUCGACGAGUUGAUGGCGAGGUCGGCCGUGGCUCCUCAGCUGCCCAAGAAGAGGAACUUGUCCCCGCCGGCCGAGGAGGCCAAGAAGAGGUCCCACAGGGGUGCGGCAACGGCGUCCGCGCCCCACAUGUACGCCAGGGCCCAGACUUCGCGAGCGAAGAGCGCCGAUGCUGCUAGCAGCGGGGUGCUACAGACCACGCGAGCUAACCGCCAACCGAAGACAACCGGCUGUGAAAACGGCCACCACUGGCAUCGGAAACCGGGCCCUGCGGUCUCCAGGAAACCGGCCACCGAACGGCCGGCCCUGAUGAAGACCCUGGACGCCAGUUCCUACGAGGAGGAAAGCCUGGAGGAAGUGAUGAGGGCGCUGGAGGCAGAACACAGGAUGCGCACACUGCAGGCGGAGGAAUCCAGUGAGGACGAUUUCGUUGACCUUGACGAGAUCCUGGUGGAUUACGACCUCCCGGGCAGGCCGUCGGCGCGACCACGCAGGGGCGAGGAUGAGAGCUUGGGCUGCGGGCUGAGCAUUCUUCCGUCGACUGGAUCCUCCGCAGGACUUCGGUCCUCGACUCCCCCGCCCUCCUCCGCCAUCAUGAGCAGCGGGUGCGGCAUGCCCGCCCCCCCACCCUCCUCCUCCGGGCGGCCACCCGCCAGCGCUGCCGCCCGACCGACCGCACUCCUACCUCACUCACCACUCCGCCGUGUCGCAGGAAAAUGGAGGCGUGGGGGUGUCGCCGCGGCUGGGGUCUCCGGAGCGGCCGGAGAAGAGCAUCAAAGUGCACUUCAACACCUCCUUCAACGUCGUCAAAUUCGGCGACGGAACGGAUGUCAAGGGGAUAAUCAAUGUGGUCAUUGGCAGACAGGCCGCAGGGCCACGACCAUAUGAAAGUAUGUUUGCCAUCAGACUUCGCAACACCAUCACAGGGGAACUCCAUUGGCUGCAUCAAGAUCUUACUAUGUACCAGGUUGAAGAGAAAUUCCCAGAUUACCAGAGUGAGGAGUGGAGAUUCGAGCUCCGUGUCCGCUAUGUCCUUUCAGACCUCCACCAACUCUAUGACAAAGACCGCACUACAUUCUGCUACUACUAUGAACAG